Molecule: messenger RNA, 609 nt
Organism: Mycena indigotica
Lineage: Eukaryota; Fungi; Basidiomycota; Agaricomycetes; Agaricales; Mycenaceae
Exons: 2
Coding region: 7-609 (200 amino acids)
Source: RefSeq, a predicted model, not a curated record
UUGAUCAUGAAUCGUCAUCUUCUCCUCCGCCGUGCUGGCCAAAUUCGCUUCAAGGCAACCAUUCCUCCACGACAACCUCGGGCAGACUUGGCCAGCAUUCCCCAUGCACUUCGAGAACUGCUUCCUCAACGCCAACAACCUGACCCAAAUGCCCCACCAGCUAAACGUCGUGGACUAAUCUUUUACCUCUUGCUCGUCUCUCCGCUGUUUAUAUGGAUGCAAGUCGAGAAAUACUUUGAUCCAAAACCGUUACUUGAGAAGAAACGACAACAAGCAAUACACGACCGGCUCCUCAGUCUUCGGGCCACAAAGGUCACCUCGUUCACCAAUUCAGCUGCCGUAGUAGCAUACCUUCGAAGCUUAUUCGCCGUCAUGCUCCCGCCUGACCUCCACCGUCAUAUGCGAGCUGAUGAAGUCUGUGGCUUGUUGGAGGAGCAAUGUCCUCCAGACCUGCUUGUUUGGCUACAAGAGGUUUGCGCUAUAACAUACCGGCUCUCACAAAUCAGUCAGGAAGAAGACAAGGAGAUAGAGACAGCGGAAAAGAUCGAGGACUCGGCGGAUGCAAUUUUGCGCAGGUGCUAUCAGACAGUCCACCAUCGCUUACGAUGA